AAUAUCAUACCAUUAUAGACUCCACCACUGUCACAAAAUCAUUUUCUAGAGAAAGAGAAAAUUAGACGGAUCGAGAAGGUGACAAUAUGGGAGUAGCUCAAGUUAACCAAAUCUGGUUCCAUCUCAUGAUCAUCCUCUUGUGCAUCUCCAUUUCUUCUAUUGCUGCUGAUGAUUGUGUGUACACAGCUUACAUUCGCACUGGCUCAAUCAUAAAGGCUGGAACCGAUUCAAACAUUAGCUUUACUCUCUACGAUGCCGAUGGUUAUGGACUUAGAAUCAAGAACAUAGAGGCAUGGGGUGGGCUUAUGGGUCCAGGUUACAACUAUUUCGAAAGGGGAAACUUGGAUAUCUUCAGUGGGAAGGGUCCAUGUUUGAAUGGGCAGAUCUGUAAAAUGAACUUGACUUCCGAUGGUACAGGCCCACACCAUGGAUGGUACUGUAAAUACGUGGAAGUCACCGUUACCGGAGCUCACAAACAAUGCAACCAGCAGUUGUUCAAUGUGGACCAGUGGCUCGCCACUGAUGUUUCGCCGUAUGAGCUGACGGCUAUCAAGAACAACUGUAAGAAGCCCAAGUCCGGUGAGCAACAGGCCCUUUAUGAUUCUGAAUCUUAUCCAAUGGUUGAUGUAAUUUAAUUCGAGUUUGUUGGGCUUUAGUGGGGCAGGGCCCAGAAUAUCUAUUUAUUUUUCUCUUCUCUUUUUGUGAGUGGGAACAAAUAUGAUUUGUGUGCUGUCAUGGACACUUUAGAGAACUCAAUAAAGAAUCUAUCCUCUCUUUUUGUCUU
Solanum dulcamara is the source of this 784-nucleotide messenger RNA. Its product is annotated as PLAT domain-containing protein 3-like. The coding region runs from base 87 to 635 and encodes 182 amino acids. Lineage: Eukaryota; Viridiplantae; Streptophyta; Magnoliopsida; Solanales; Solanaceae. The transcript has 2 exons. Gene Ontology annotation, molecular function: protein binding. The record is from RefSeq and is a predicted model, not a curated record.